ACAAGGAACUCAAUCAAUCAACUGGUGACAAAUCUGAACCGGAAAUUGUAUAAUUCAAACUGAACCGGUUCUUGUAAAACAAAUGGAACCCGUUUGUACUUUAUCUCUCGUUUAUUUUCUCAGUCACGAGUUUUUUUUAGAGAUCGACGAAGAACAAAAUUUAGGCGAAACAAAAAUAAAAUGUUGGCUAGGGUUUGUGGAUUCAAGUGUUCUUCUUCUCCUGCUGAGUCUGCGGCUAGAUUGUUCUGUACGAGAUCGAUUCGUGAUACUCUGGCCAAGGCAAGCGGAGAGAGUUGCGAAGCAGGUUUUGGAGGAGAGAGUUUGAAGCUGCAAAGUGGGUUUCAUGAAAUCAAAGGUUUAGAGGAUGCGAUUGAUUUGUUCAGUGACAUGCUUCGAUCUCGUCCUUUACCUUCUGUGGUUGAUUUCUGUAAAUUGAUGGGUGUGGUGGUGAGAAUGGAACGCCCGGAUCUUGUGAUUUCUCUCUAUCAGAAGAUGGAAAGGAAACAGAUUCGAUGUGAUAUAUACAGCUUCACCAUUCUGAUAAAAUGUUUCUGCAGCUGCUCUAAGCUCCCCUUUGCUUUGUCUACAUUUGGUAAGAUCACCAAGCUUGGACUCCACCCUGAUGUUGUUACCUUCAACACCCUGCUCCACGGAUUGUGCGUGGAAGAUAGGGUUUCUGAAGCUUUGAAUUUGUUUCAUCAAAUGUUUGAAACGACAUGUAGGCCCAAUGUCGUAACCUUCACCACUUUGAUGAACGGUCUUUGCCGCGAGGGUAGAAUUGUCGAAGCCGUAGCUCUGCUUGAUCGGAUGAUGGAAGAUGGUCUCCAGCCUACCCAGAUUACUUAUGGAACAAUCGUAGAUGGGAUGUGUAAGAAGGGAGAUACUGUGUCUGCAUUGAAUCUUCUGAGGAAGAUGGAGGAGGUGAGCCACAUCAUACCCAAUGUUGUAAUCUAUAGUGCAAUCAUUGAUAGCCUUUGUAAAGACGGACGUCAUAGCGAUGCACAAAAUCUUUUCACUGAAAUGCAAGAGAAAGGAAUCUUUCCCGAUUUAUUUACCUACAACAGUAUGAUAGUUGGUUUUUGUAGCUCUGGUAGAUGGAGCGACGCGGAGCAGUUGUUGCAAGAAAUGUUAGAAAGGAAGAUCAGCCCUGAUGUUGUAACUUAUAAUGCUUUGAUCAAUGCAUUUGUCAAGGAAGGCAAGUUCUUUGAGGCUGAAGAAUUAUACGAUGAGAUGCUUCCAAGGGGUAUAAUCCCUAAUACAAUCACAUAUAGUUCAAUGAUCGAUGGAUUUUGCAAACAGAAUCGUCUUGAUGCUGCUGAGCACAUGUUUUAUUUGAUGGCUACCAAGGGCUGCUCUCCCAACCUAAUCACUUUCAAUACUCUCAUAGACGGAUAUUGUGGGGCUAAGAGGAUAGAUGAUGGAAUGGAACUUCUCCAUGAGAUGACUGAAACAGGAUUAGUUGCUGACACAACUACUUACAACACUCUUAUUCACGGGUUCUAUCUGGUGGGCGAUCUUAAUGCUGCUCUAGACCUUUUACAAGAGAUGAUCUCUAGUGGUUUGUGCCCUGAUAUCGUUACUUGUGACACUUUGCUGGAUGGUCUCUGCGAUAAUGGGAAACUAAAAGAUGCAUUGGAAAUGUUUAAGGUUAUGCAGAAGAGUAAGAAGGAUCUUGAUGCUAGUCACCCCUUCAAUGGUGUGGAACCUGAUGUUCAAACUUACAAUAUAUUGAUCAGCGGCUUGAUCAAUGAAGGGAAGUUUUUAGAGGCCGAGGAAUUAUACGAGGAGAUGCCCCACAGGGGUAUAGUCCCAGAUACUAUCACCUAUAGCUCAAUGAUCGAUGGAUUAUGCAAGCAGAGCCGCCUAGAUGAGGCUACACAAAUGUUUGAUUCGAUGGGUAGCAAGAGCUUCUCUCCAAACGUAGUGACCUUUACUACACUCAUUAAUGGCUACUGUAAGGCAGGAAGGGUUGAUGAUGGGCUGGAGCUUUUCUGCGAGAUGGGUCGAAGAGGGAUAGUUGCUAACGCAAUUACUUACAUCACUUUGAUUUGUGGUUUUCGUAAAGUGGGUAAUAUUAAUGGGGCUCUAGACAUUUUCCAGGAGAUGAUUUCAAGUGGUGUGUAUCCUGAUACCAUUACCAUCCGCAAUAUGCUGACUGGUUUAUGGAGUAAAGAGGAACUAAAAAGGGCAGUGGCAAUGCUUGAGAAACUGCAGAUGAGUAUGGAUCUAUCAUUUGGGGGAUGAAUGAUCAAAGAUUUUCUUCUGUUUGCGCAGCAGAGCUUCAAUGUCAUUUUGUUUCUGCUGCUGCAUGUAUACCCUACUAAUGUUUGAUCAAAUCGUUGAAUAGAGUGAUCAUAGUGAAAAAUUGUGUGGUUAGUAAGUUAUUUUGCUGCUAUUCUAAUGACAGCCUUUUAUGCGUCUAUUGUCUGGGCUUAAUAAAUUUGACCAUUUCCAAUUAAA
Molecule: messenger RNA, 2460 nt
Organism: Raphanus sativus (radish)
Lineage: Eukaryota; Viridiplantae; Streptophyta; Magnoliopsida; Brassicales; Brassicaceae
Product: pentatricopeptide repeat-containing protein At1g64100
Exons: 2
Coding region: 181-2244 (687 amino acids)
Molecular function (GO): protein binding
Source: RefSeq, a predicted model, not a curated record